AUGAAUGUGACGGGCAUCACUAUAAUCUUGGCCAUGAUACUCUGUGCUACAACCAUUCAAGGCUUUCCCAUGUUCAUAAGAGGACGCUGUCUUUGCACUGGACCUGGAGUUAGAGCAGUGAAAGUGGCAGAUAUUGAGAAAGCCGCCGUACUUUACCCAACCAACAUCUGUGAUAAAACAGAAGUGAUCAUCACCUUGAAAUUACAUAAAGGUAAAAGAUGCCUAAAUCCAACAUCAAAACAAGGAAAAGCUAUCAUCCAGAGAGCUCAAAGAGUCAAACUUUCAAAAUAUCAAAAUGUAUGAAGUCCUGGAAAUGAGAAUUUGAAAGCCUAGAACAACUUU
Molecule: messenger RNA, 342 nt
Organism: Condylura cristata (star-nosed mole)
Lineage: Eukaryota; Metazoa; Chordata; Mammalia; Eulipotyphla; Talpidae
Gene: CXCL11
Product: chemokine (C-X-C motif) ligand 11
Exons: 4
Coding region: 1-303 (100 amino acids)
Biological process (GO): chemokine-mediated signaling pathway; antimicrobial humoral immune response mediated by antimicrobial peptide; cellular response to lipopolysaccharide
Cellular component (GO): extracellular region
Molecular function (GO): CXCR chemokine receptor binding; chemokine activity
Source: RefSeq, a predicted model, not a curated record